Messenger RNA from Meloidogyne enterolobii, 405 nucleotides. The record is from the annotation of a GenBank genome assembly. NCBI's taxonomy places the organism in Eukaryota, Metazoa, Nematoda, Chromadorea, Rhabditida, Meloidogynidae.
AUGUCUAAUGAUGAGGAAAAGUAUGUGAUUGGUGGAUAUUCGUUCAAUACGGUCAAAAUUAUGGGCAGGAUUGUGAGUGUGUUUACUGAUUCAAAUCAAUGUACUACCUACGAAAUUUGUGAUGGAAUGGCUGAUGAUCCACGCGUAGCUAAACGAUUUACUGUUAUUCGUUAUGGAGGAACUGAUUUGCAACCAAAUAUGGAGCAAGUCUUUUCUGAGGGUCAAACAGUUCAGGCUGUUGGAAAACUUCGUCUGUUCAAUAACCGCCUCAGUCUUGUCAGUUUUCACAUUCGGGAUGUUUCAAUGGAAGAAGUUGAAAUUUAUAAAAUGGAGUGUAAACUUGCUAAAUAUUACUUUUCUAAGGUUUGAGACAAUUUUUUGAGGGGAGAAAAUUUUUUUUUGAAG